AUGCGCCUCCGUCGCAGUUCGAAGAUUGAUUUGCAAUCAGCGUUGCUUCCGCUGUAUGUGGUGUCGAAAGUAUGCUGCCUUAAUGCGUACGACUACAGGCCGCCAAAAUCGAAACCGAAUCCUGGGGCGCCGGGGAACUUCAACAAUGCACCAAUUAAUCGCACGAAGGAUCUGAUCAUAUCCGUGGAUGGGAGCUGCCGGGCUCUUCAUCCGGACGCUUCCGCUGACGAGCCGGCGCCGAGUCGAGUGUUGACGUUUUCGAUAAUUGGAAUCGUGCAUGCGGCCAGCUGUAGCCUCGGCUACUCCGCGUACCACAUCAUGUCCUCGCUGCGGCAGUCCAGCAAAUUAACUGACACCAACCUGGUCCGGGUGGCGAUUGAUUUGAAGAAUCAGUACGUCGGCUGCCUGCUGGUGUUGGCUCUCGUUACUGUGUCGGUCAUCCGUCAGCCGGCCCUCGGCCGGCUCAUCGGCACGCUGCUCCGGAUAGACGAGGCCAACGAGCGGACGCUUUCGAGCCUACCUGGGCCUGGACACCGGCCGAGCUCGGUAAACAAUGCCGCCUGGCUAAGGAACAUCCUGGUGAUGCUUAUCUCCGGCGUUGGCGUGAAAGCGGUGCUCGAGGUGACCAACUGUCUGAUGUACAUCCGCGACAGUGGCUCGCCCUUUUCGUCGUACUGUUUGGUGCUCUGCAUCGUGCCGCAAACCCUGUGCGUUGUUUGCGAGCUACAGUACGUGGCGUUCGCGCUCCUUAUCCGGGACCGGUUCCGGCUGCUCAGUCGGAUGCUUCUUCGGCUGCAGCCACACCUGCUGCGAGGUGAUGGCCAGGCAUUCGGGUUAAUGCGACGGAUCACCUCCGUCCACGUGCAGCUGACGAAAGCCAUCCAGCUGCUGAACGAGUCCUUCGGGGUGCAGAAUGCCAUCCUGUUGCUGUUCCAGUUCGUGACGCUAGUCGAGCUCGGUUACAACGCCUGCAUGAUGGUGGUCCGGUAGGUACGCCAGUCCCGCCUGAUUUCCCUCAGCGCACCCAAAGUGACUACUUUCCACUCCCACUCGGUUCACCUGUUCGAAUACGAUGACGAUGAUCCGACAGUUUCACACGAGUUUGUCGAAACCGUGCUCUGGGUUGGUUGGUUCUUGCUGGAAAUAUUCGUGUUUUGCUACUUCAGCCACAUCCUGAUCGACGAGGCACGGGAAACGAACAACCGAUUGAAGCUGCCGGGUGUUUAUAGCUUGACUCAAGCGGACCACUUCCGGCUGGUUUCCUAUGAGCAAAUAAGAAUGAUUAACGAGAGACUCAGUUGCAGCUGUGCAGGACUAUUUGUGGUGGACCUUUCAUUAUUGUUUGCGAUAAUCGCUGCAACGACCACGUACCUUAUCAUAUUGAUACAGUUCGAUCAGUCGUUUAACGAGAGCAGCUGA
Anopheles bellator is the source of this 1419-nucleotide messenger RNA. RefSeq lists its product as uncharacterized. Gene Ontology annotation, biological process: sensory perception of taste. The record is from RefSeq and is a predicted model, not a curated record. NCBI's taxonomy places the organism in Eukaryota, Metazoa, Arthropoda, Insecta, Diptera, Culicidae. Gene Ontology annotation, cellular component: neuronal cell body; membrane; dendrite. The transcript is spliced from 6 exons.